AUGUUUUCUUCAGUUUUUCAAACACUUUUAUUUGCUAUUUUUGUUAUUUAUGUUUUUGGGAAUCCCAUUAAAAAUAUUAAGAAUGAAUCAGAUGCUGUAGCUAAUUUAGAUUAUUAUGGCAAUGGAUAUGAUUAUGCUGGUGAUUGUGAUGAUUAUGAUGAUUAUGAAGAUUAUGGAGAUUAUUACUUUGAUUAUGACGAUUGUGAUGAGUAUGGAUGUGAUUACUAUGGAUCAGACAGCUCCAAUACUGAAGGUAGCAAUGAAGGAUCUUCUUAUAAUUAA
This is a messenger RNA of Strongyloides ratti, 282 nucleotides long. RefSeq lists its product as hypothetical. The transcript has a single exon. Bases 1 to 282 code for a protein of 93 amino acids. Lineage: Eukaryota; Metazoa; Nematoda; Chromadorea; Rhabditida; Strongyloididae. The record is from RefSeq and is a predicted model, not a curated record.